Molecule: messenger RNA, 2544 nt
Organism: Scheffersomyces stipitis CBS 6054
Lineage: Eukaryota; Fungi; Ascomycota; Pichiomycetes; Serinales; Debaryomycetaceae
Gene: ZCF9
Product: Zcf9p
Exons: 5
Biological process (GO): positive regulation of transcription by RNA polymerase II
Cellular component (GO): nucleus
Molecular function (GO): DNA-binding transcription factor activity, RNA polymerase II-specific; zinc ion binding; transcription cis-regulatory region binding
Source: RefSeq, a predicted model, not a curated record
AAGACGACAAAGUCCAGAAAUGGCUGUAUUACAUGUAAGAGAAAACGCUUGAAAUGUGACGAAACCAAACCAGCCUGUCUCAACUGUAAGAAAAGGAAUAUUGAAUGUGGAGGCUAUGCCACUAACUUCAAAUGGAGAUCUUUUGGUGAAACCGACUCCAAUAGUACUCAAAAGUCAAAUAGUCUCAAGCGUCAUCUAGAGCUUGCCUCGCUUUCUGUCACUGGAAGGACCAUUGAUGAUAUCAAGAUCGAAAACGACUUAAUCUCGAAAGGAAUAAAUCCACACAGUUAUAAAAGGAAAAAGCACCAUUCCGAUUUCAGUAGCCAACACAUGAUCCAUGCUGCCUCUGUAGAUUCUAUACCGAGAAGAAGCAAUAGCAUGUCUAAGGAUAUGUCUCCAGUAGCCAGAGAAUCGCUUGUUAGAUCCUUCAGCACGAACUCGACUAUGGAAUCUGGGAAUUUGAUAACUUCAUUAAGGGAAGAAUACUCUCGUGAUACUUCCGCCCGUCUUGAUUCUCUAGCUGAUGCUGCAGUAGACGAAAUGAAUCGUUCUCCAUCGUCUAUAAAGAAAGAAUCUAUAGCCGAAAGUCCGGCUCUGCAACUUCCUUUUUCACCUAACUUCGGUGAUUUUCUUACUGUUCGUUCUCCGGCUGGUUCCGUAGACGAAGUGUCAAAGAUCUUAAACGAAAUAAACCUCACACCUUCGCUCUCUGCUAUAAUCAAUUUUGCUUUCAAUAUAUCUUCUCCUGUAGCAUCUGUAAUCACACCAUUGUCGACCAUACCCGAUAGCCAGCUUAACAGGUCCUUAGUUAAGACAUCAGAACAAGAGCAAAUCUUGCAUUUAUACUCUCGGUACACUUGUUGCAUCAUGUCUAUAAAGAAUGGAGCCAACGAAAAUCCCUGGCGAAACUUGAUUGUGCCUCUUGCUACUAAGUAUUCGUGUUUAUUCAACUCGAUUGCUUCUAUGACAUUAUUUCAUUUAGCAGGUAACAGCGAUUUGAAAGGAAAUGGAGCUGAUAUGAGAGCUAAGGGGUACAUCUACUUAAGGAGAUGCAUCCUUGAGUUGGCCAGUGGACUUUCCAAAGUCAAUGGCGAGGGUGAAGACAACGAAGAACUUCCAGCCGAUAUUGCACUUGCCACUUGCCUAAAUUUGGCCGUUUGUGAAUCUUGGGAUAUACAAACUUCUAGCGGAAUAGCUCAUCUUAAAGGUGCCAAAAGUAUGAUCCAGAAGGUCUUGACACUCUUGAGAGACCAACAGCAGUCUUUAUCAAAAAAGAGGAAGGAGUUGGAACUUGUUUCAAGUCCAGCAGAAAGCGAGCAUCAGUAUAAUGAACUUGUUAUUUCUAAAAAGAAAGACUUGGAAAAGAAAUUAGUAUUAGUAGAAGACAACGAGUGGGAAUGUUUAUUUGAAGAUGCUGGUAGCCAAGAAGAACCAUCAGGACAGGGAUUUGCCAAUAGAGUAGACAAGAGUAGCAUUCAAAUUCCCAAGAGCUUACAAUUCCUCUUCAAUAUCUGGAUAUAUUUUGAGGUAUUAGCUCAAAUGACUACAGACACCAAUUAUGACGACAAGGGAGUGGAUUUAGUGGCUACAAUUACCACUAUGUUGCAGACAUCUCAAAAGAACCACAGGAAAAAGAGUGAUUCAGGAGAACUGAGCGUCACUGAAUCGAUUACUAGAAAUGGAUUUAGUCUUUUCGAGAACUUUGACUCCUUUAGCUACAACACUGAGUAUGUAGAUCCAUUAUUGGGAUGUGCUCAAUCACUCUUUCUGAUCAUGGGUAAAGUUGCAAACUUGAUUGCCAAGAUUAGGAAGUCUAGAAGAAAGGAAACAGAGAGUCAAAACUGGAAAGGAGCAAAACCAAGAAAUAGUCUCAAAACCAUAACUCUUGCUACCGAAUUGAAGCAGCAACUUGUUAACUGGAAACUGACUAUAACAGCUUCCAUGAUUAACCAAGCCAAUUUGUAUGACGACAACAAUGGAAACACUUGGGAUCUUCCCUCGUGUAUUGCAACAGCAGAAGCUUAUAGAUUUGCUACAAUUAUCUAUUUGCAUCAGGCAGUUCCUGAAAUUCCAUGUCCUUCUACACACUCAUUAGCAGAGAAGAUAUUUAUACUCUUUGCAUCAAUUCCAACAAAUUCCGAUUUGCAUGUCAUUCACAUCUUUCCCCUUCUAGUUGCAUCUUGUGAGGCAGAACCGGGAGAUGAAAGAGAAUGGUGUGAGACGAGAUGGAAGUUGCUAUCUGAAAAGAUGUGGAUUGGUAACAUUGACCGUGCAUUGCAGGUUGUCAAAGAGGUAUGGAAGAGAAAGGAUGAUUACAAGAAGAAGAGGAGAAGAGGAGAGUUUGACGAAGCUACGAUGAAAGGUGGUGCCAAUAAAGAAGAUGAGGACUCGUUGAGAAAUAUUUCUGCGCAAAUCAGCGGACUUAUGUCUGUUAUCAAUGACCUGAAUGGCUCUUCGCUGGAAGAUAUUCGUGGUGGAAUUGGUUCAAAACUCCAUUGGAGCACCGUGAUGAAAGAAUGGGGGUGGGAAGUCUUGUUAGGUUAG